Molecule: messenger RNA, 2130 nt
Organism: Cicer arietinum (chickpea)
Lineage: Eukaryota; Viridiplantae; Streptophyta; Magnoliopsida; Fabales; Fabaceae
Product: 4-coumarate--CoA ligase-like 9
Molecular function (GO): CoA-ligase activity
Source: RefSeq, a predicted model, not a curated record
AACUGAUCAUUUUCAUCACUCUGGCUUACUUCAAAAGGCCAAAGUACAACUAAACAUCGCAUUCAAGAGUCUCACACUCCUUCUCAAAGGCACUCCAUAUUCUCACAUGGAAAACAACAAUACCACCAAAAUGAGCACCACCAAUCCAAUGGAUUCAAAAACCGGUUUCAACCCCAUUUCCAAAACCUUCCACAGUUUAAGACCACCACUCAACAUUCCUCCACCAAACGCUACAAUCUCCGCCGCAACCUACACCUUCUCCCUCCGCCAAAAAGCUCCCUGGUCCGACUCAACCACAGCCUUCAUCGACUCAACUACAUCUCAGCAACUAUCUCACUUUAACUUCAUCCAACGGUCAAAAACCCUCGCCAAAAACCUCAUCACUCUCCGGGGACUCACCAAAGGCCACACCGCAUUGGUACUUUCCCCAAACAUUAUCGAGGUCCCAAUCCUCUACUUCGCACUACUCUCUAUUGGCGUGGUCGUCUCACCCGUUAACCCAGUUUACACUCCCUCCGAGAUUUCUCACUUUCUCAACCUCUCAAAACCUGUAAUUGCUUUUACGACGUCGUUUCUAUCUCACAAACUUCCAAAAUUCUCACUCGGAACGAUUCUCCUCGACUCGUCUGAGUUCGAUUCACUCACGACAGAAGCUGUUAGUUCGACGGCGUUGCCGGAGGUGAAUCAAUUAGAUGUAGCGGCGAUUCUGUACUCAUCGGGAACUACAGGUAAAUCGAAAGGCGUGAUGCUGACUCACCGGAACUUGACGGCGUCUGUUGCGGCGUACGAUGCCAUUCGGAUUCCGACGGAGAGUCCUUCGGUGUGCUUACUUACGGUGCCGUUUUUCCAUGUGUACGGUUAUACCUACCUAUUGAAAUCGGUGGCUAUGAUGGACACGGUGGUGGUGAUGGAGAGAUUUGGAUUGGGGAAAAUGCUGGUUGUUGUUGAGAGGUUUCGAGUGACUCAUCUUGUGGCGGUGCCGCCGGUGGUGGUGGCGAUGAGUAAAGAGGGAGCGACGGAAGGACAUGAUUUGGCGUCGUUGAAAUGUGUGCCUUGUGGUGGUGCUCCGUUGGGAAAGGAAAACUUCGAUGCUUUCAAAUCAAAGUUCCCUCAAGUAUCGAUAUUCCAGGGAUAUGGGUUAACUGAAUCAACAGCUGGUGUUAUCCGAAUAGUAGGUCCUGAGGAGGCUAGCCGGGCAGGAACUACAGGUAGGCUGGGAUCAGGGAUGGAAGCUAAAGUAAUGAACCCAAACACAGGAGAGGCCAUGUCUCCUGGUGAACAAGGGGAACUUUGGGUUAGAGGACCUCCAAUUAUGAAAGGUUAUGUUGGUGAUCCAUUGGCAACUUCUGUUACUUUGGUGGAUGGAUGGUUGAGAACCGGGGAUAUUUGUUAUUUUGACAAUGAAGGUUUUGUGCAUGUUGUAGAUAGAUUGAAAGAGUUGAUCAAAUAUAAAGGCUACCAGGUGGCUCCUGCAGAGCUGGAACAAUUGCUCCAAUCUCACCCAAAGAUCAAGGAUGCUGCAGUUAUUCCAUAUCCUGAUGAGAAUGCUGGCCAGGUGCCCCUUGCUUUUGUGGUAAGGCAACCUCAAAGCUCCCUAGGCGAAGCAGAAAUAAUAGAUUUUAUAGCCAAACAGGUUGCACCGUACAAGAAAAUAAGGCGUGUGGUAUUUGUCAAUUCGAUACCAAAGAAUGCAGGAGGAAAGAUAUUGAGGAAGGACUUGUUGGAUAAAAUUAUCCUCCAAAGAACUUUGCCGAGGUUAUAAAUUAAAAAUCCUUUCAAAGCAAAAAUGAUCUUGUUUUUCAAUCCAAGAAAAAGUAAUUAUUUAGUAAAAUAUGGAAAGAGCUUUUGUGGGAGAAACUAUUCAUAUUGCUUUCAAUUUGUUCUCAAAUAUCCUAGCUGAUUUUUACAUAAAAUAAUUAUAAUAGUGAUGUAUUUUAGUUAUGCUUAAGAGAAGUGUAGUAAUAAAAAUGGUGAUGACAAUGAGAAUGCUAGAACCUAGAGAAACACUCAAGUCAGGGAACAAUUUAGGCGAGUGAGAGGUUUUAGUGUUGGAUCUUCUGUUGGCGGUAUGUUGUCAAUGUUGAAUAAGAAGAAGAUAAAAUUAAUGAUGAUGAAGAUUGCACAAAUAAA